AUGGAAACGGCCGCGGCGGACGGCGGCCGCAGAGGGACACAAAGGCCCGCGGCCGAGCGGAGGCGGCGGCCGGAGCGGGAGCGGGGCCCGGCGCUGAGGGGCCCCAUGGAGCCGGCGGCGGGCGGCGGGGCCGGGGCGCCGCGCUACAGCCUGGUGGCGGAGAUCGGGCGCGGCUCCUACGGGGUGGUGUACGAGGCCGUGUCGGGCCGCAGCGGCGCCCGCCUGGCCGUCAAGCGGAUCCGCUGCGACGCGCCCGAGAACGUGGAGCUGGCGCUGGCCGAGUUCUGGGCCCUGACCAGCCUGCGGCGCCGCCACCCCAACGUGGUGCGCUUCGAGGAGUGCGUGCUGCAGCGCGACGGGCUGGGCCAGCGCAUGAGCCACGGCAACAAGCAGAGCCAGCUGUACCUGCGCCUGGUGGAGACCUCCCUGAAAGGUGAGAGAAUCUUGGGCUAUGCUGAGGAGCCCUGUUAUCUCUGGUUCGUCAUGGAGUUCUGCGAAGGGGGAGAUCUGAAUCAGUACGUGCUCUCGCGGCGACCGGACCCAGCCACUAACAAGAGUUUCAUGCUACAGCUAACCAGCGCAAUCGCCUUCCUGCACAAGAACCAUAUUGUGCACAGGGACCUGAAGCCAGACAACAUUUUGAUCACUGAGAAGUCUGGCACCCCGGUUCUCAAGGUGGCAGACUUCGGACUCAGCAAGGUCUGUGCUGGCCUGACGGCUCGGGGCAAGGAAGGUGGGAAUGAUAACAAAAAUGUGAAUGUGAACAAGUACUGGCUGUCUUCAGCCUGCGGCUCUGACUUCUACAUGGCCCCUGAGGUCUGGGAGGGACACUACACAGCCAAGGCAGACAUCUUUGCCCUGGGCAUCAUCAUCUGGGCCAUGAUUGAGAGGAUAACUUUCAUUGAUGCAGAGACCAAGAAGGAGCUACUGGGGACCUACAUCAAGCAGGGCACAGAGAUUGUGCCCGUUGGGGAAGCACUGCUAGAAAACCCAAAGAUGGAGUUGCAUAUCCCCCAGAAACGCAGGACUUCCAUGUCUGAGGGAAUCAAGCAACUCUUGAAAGACAUGUUAGCUGCUAACCCACAGGAUCGACCUGAUGCCUUUGAGCUUGAAACCAGAAUGGACCAGGUUACAUGUGCUGCUUAAAUUCAGGGCAAAGCAUUAGUGCAUUUUGCAAUUGGGUUUAUUUACCAGGGACCUACAAUCUCCAUUACUUACAUGCACAGAGGGAAGAAGAUGGUAUUGAAGAUCACCUGACAACAGGAUCUCUGGCAGUGGGAAGUUUUCCGUUUGUUUUGGGUUUUUUGGUCACGUGAGAUUUCAGAAGAACAGAAUCUUUGCAGCCCAGUUGGUUACAAGACUAUUGAAUGAGGUCAAGAAGAACAGGUUUCUCUUCCCCCACAUCCCCACCCCUUUCCCCCACCGUUUCAGCCUUGUUAUUCAACUAGAAUGCUACAGGUUCUUCUGGGAAAGACUUGUGUCUUUUUACCAACACUGAUUGGAAUUAGAAUCUCUGCAAAGCAUUCCCUCAGCUGCUGACAAGUACCAAGGCUCAAA
Molecule: messenger RNA, 1557 nt
Organism: Emys orbicularis (European pond turtle)
Lineage: Eukaryota; Metazoa; Chordata; Testudines; Emydidae
Gene: STK35
Product: serine/threonine kinase 35
Exons: 3
Coding region: 1-1146 (381 amino acids)
Biological process (GO): protein phosphorylation
Cellular component (GO): cytoplasm; nucleus
Molecular function (GO): protein kinase activity; ATP binding
Source: RefSeq, a predicted model, not a curated record